UACUGUAAUCGUCGGCUAAGUACAGUACAAUCAAGCACUCAAGACACCCAGAAGAGGUCCUCCGUCCUAAACCUAAACGUAGAAACACGAGCAGAUAAAUGCCGCUUUAUUUGUCAGACUGACGCGUAGGACCACUGAGUCUACGGUAGACGCAACAUUAGGACGGAAUGAGACUGUUCUGGUAUCGCGUGGCGCUCGUCGCGUGGUGUCUCGCAUGGCUGGCGAUCGCGGUGUGGACGGCGUGGUUCACGUGGCAGUCCGCCGAUAACCCGCGCAAGGAUGAUUUGCACACUUGGUGCGCGGCUCGAGCGCGUUACGUGCACCAGGAAUUCGUGUCGAGCCUCAGUCAAGUAGAGAUCUUGGUCGGGCUGAUAAAGGUGUUCAACGGGAUCUCUAACACUCCCAACACCCCCUCCUACUGGGGCCUCAAGGGCGGCAUAACCAAUGCCACGUGGAUCGCCUUCAGCGAGAAGUGGCUUCAACGCGUGCAACCAUGGUCGCUCACCGCGUGGGGUGUCGCCAUCACCCACAACGAACGCCCGGUCCUGGAGAGGCUUCUGAACUGCACUGUGCUGUCGCUGUUGGGAACCGUGGCCCCCGCGGCUCCCUUCUACUUUGUCUCUGUCUUCCGCUUCCCCGCGCCCUACAACACCCCGCCCUGCACGGACUUCUACAUGGUGCAACCCACCAUAAUCGACCAGUUUCUGCUCACCGGCGAGCGCACCGCCGUGCCCCCGCUCCUGUUCCCCAACAAGCACAUCGGGCUCGCAUACGGCAUGCCCAUCAUCCGCUCGUCGUUGGCCCGACAAGCCUCCAUAGAGCAAGGGAUUGCAAUGCUGGGUGGUUUCAUUGCUGGGGCCAUCGACACGGAGACACUCAUCUCUCACGCCCUCAUGGACGUGCUCAACCAAGCGACCAACAAGUACUCGUUCGACCUCUACGAUGUGACGGAUGAGGAUGCCCUUGUGCUCAUGUUUGGUGCCAACGUCACGAGGAAGGGAAACGGCACCCUCAUGACGUUUCUGUUUCCCACGUCCAUAGCGCCGGGCUACAAGGACGUUCAGCGCUUCUCAGAACCCUUCUGUUCUCGCAUUUUGAAGUUCAUUGCAGCUUUGCAGCUUAGGUUUUUAGACGAUGGCAGCUGGUGGCGGUUGGUGUGGGCGCCGGUGCUGGUGGCGGUGCUGGUGGUGGUGGUGGCGGUGCUGCUGACGCUGAUCAUUGUGUUCCUGGCACGCAAGCAGGCGGCCAUCAGCCGCGCGGUGAGGGAGGUGGAGCUGUGCACCGCCGUGCUCGACAGGGCCCAGCGCUCCAAGAGCGAAACCGUCGCCAACCUCUCGCACGAGCUGCGCACCCCGAUUGUGGGCAUGCUAGGCAUGAUGGACGCGCUGCUGGAGAGCUCGCUGGCGGUGCGGCAGGAGUGCGACCUGGGAGUGGCGCGGGAGUGUGCAGCGGCCAUCGUGGCGCAGCUCAACUCCGUGCUCGACCUCGCCAAGCUGCAGGCUGGCCGCCUGCAGCUCGAGGCGCUGCCGCUCUCCCUGCGCCACGCUGUCGACAUGGUCGCGCGCGACCUGCUGCCCAAGGCCUCUAAGAGGGGCCUCCAAUUGCUGUGCCACGUGGACUGCAGUGUGCCCGAGGUGCUGCUGGGCGAUCCUCUCAGACUCGCUCAAGUCGUGCGGGAGCUCAUCGACCAUGCCAUCCGCACCACCGUCUCGGGGCACGUGGCCUUCCGGGUGUGGUGCGUCCCCAUGCCCCACACCACCCAGGUGGUCGCGCCUCUCGCCACGCCCAUGACUGCAGAUGCCGCCAUGGCACCAGAUGCUACUGCUGCUGCUGCAGCAUCAGCCUCAGCAGCGGGGGAAGGGGGAGCGCACUGCAGGGCAUGGCUGGCAUCGUGGCUGGAUGCUGCCUGCCGCCAGUGCAGCAGCAGCAGCAGCAGUGGGAGCAGUGGCAGUAGCAGCAGUGGAGGCAACAGAUAUGAGAGCAAUAAUGGCACCAGCGACAGCAGCCAUACACAAGGUCAUCCCCCUCCUUUGCCUUCCUCCCAACUGCCCUCAUUGUCUUGUCCCCCGAUCGUCCCCGCAGAUGCCGUAGGACCCCAGCCAGGUGCGUCAGUAGGAGAAACAAGUUCCCAUAUCCCAACAGCAGAAGCAACUGCAACAGCAACAGCAGCAGCAACAGCAACAGCAGCAGCAACAGCAACAGCAACAGCAACAGCAACAGCAGCAGCAACAGCAACAGCAACAGCAACAGCAACAGCAACAGCAACAGCAGCAGCAGCAGUUGAAGGAAGAACAGAGGGUGGGGCACGAGGGGUAACUCUUGACCAGAGUGGUGGUGGAGGGGAGCGAGGAGCAGCAGAGGAGGAAGAGAGGGAGGUUGAGCAGCUGCGAGUGCUGCUGCAUCAGCUGGAGGGGUGUGUGAGUCGCUUCAGCGAUGGCGCUGUUGUAUGCGCCGCUGUCGACCCGGAUCCUGGGGAUGCUGAGGGGGGGUGUGGGAACGAGCUGCAUAAAGAAGCAGAGCAGAGGGAACGAAUGCAGGGGUCAGCAGUGCUGUCCGCGUGGUGGGGGUGGAGGCGGUCAGAGUUCUGGGGACGUCUUAAGAACAGGCUUAGCGGGUUGAGGGGGACCGAGUCAGGUCUGGCACAAAGCACUGGUGGCGAUGAGGGUGUGGCUCUUGUCUUUGCUCCCUCUGCUCCCUCUGCUCCCUCUGCAUCAGCAGCCGCAGGGAGCAGUGAUGGUCGUCAUGGGGAGGGAGAGGGAGGGGAAAGGGGCAGGGAAGCGGGAAGGGAGGGAGGGGAGGGAGGGGCAGGGAGUGGGGGGGUGCUGGUGGUGAUGGUGUGCGAGGACACGGGGUGUGGUAUUCCACAGGAGGAGCUGCAGUGGGUGCUGGAUCCGGAAGGGCAGGCAGCAGCGCAGGGCAAGGCAGGCGUGCUGCUGCACACAGGGGGCUCUCAACACGGUGCGCACACGCAGCACAAGCACAAGCAGCAGCAGCAGCCUCCACUGUCCUUCCCUGCUUCUCCCCUUUACCCCUCCUUGGACUUCUGCCCUGGUUCUGCUGCAGCCUCCUCCCUCCCCUCCUCUGCGCCUGCCUGGGAGCCCUACCCUGUUCGCUUCCUGCUCUCCACAGGCCUGGUGAAGCUAAUGAGGGGGGCCAUGGGAAUAGCAACAGAGCACACCGUGGGCACCUCCAUCCUCGUCGCCCUACCCACGGCCGCCUGCCAUCUGUCAGGCACUGCUGCUGGUGCUGCUGGUGCUGCUGGUGCUGCUGGUGCUGCUGGUGCUGCUGGUGGUGCUGCUGGUGCUGCUGGUGCUGCUGGUGCUGCUGGUGCUGCUGCUGGUGCUGGUGCUGCUGCUGGUGCUGCUGGUGCUGCUGGUGCUGCUGGUGCUGCUGCUGGUGCUGCUGGUGCUGCUGGUGCUGCUGCUGGUGCUGCUGGUGCUGCUGGUGCUGCUGCUGGUGCUGCUGGUGCUGCUGGUGCUGCUGCUGGUGCUGCUGGUGCUGCUGGUGCUGCUGCUGGUGCUGCUGGUGCUGCUGGUGCUGCUGGUGGUGCCAGCAGAAGCAAUGGUGGUGUCGAAGGCGGUGUUGUGGCGAGUGAGGGUGGGAGUGUGGAGGUGCAGGAGUGGGUGCUGCACCGCAGGGCAGUCUGGUCUCUCGUAGCGGGCAAGAGAGCGCUGCUGGUGGAUGCCAUGGCACUGAGAGCACAGGCCGUGAGUGCAUGCCUGACGUAUCUGGGCUUGGGGGUAGCAGUGGCUUGCACGCAGGCCAAGGCCAUGCGCCUGCUGCAGUGGAAGGGAAGGAGUGCCAGCAGGAGCAGCAACACGAAACGCAGUGGCGGCGGCAGCAGGGGUGGUGGAGGGUGGGACGUGGUGCUGGUUGCCGUGGACGCCUUUGGCCUGGGGACCGGCCUUGUGCUCGGGCGCCAGGCUGCUGCUUGCUCCCACACCAAGGAGCAGAGUGGGCAGAGUGGGGUCGUGGGGGGGUCUGAGUCCACAGGGCCAGUGCUGGUGCUGACGGGCGCCAAAGCUAGCAGCAUGGAUGAAGAGCAGGCACGCAUGUGGGGCUUUAAGGCCGUGCUGCCACACCCGUGGCUCGUCACACACACCGCGCACUGCCUGCAGCAUCUGUUCACUCCACCUGCUCCCCCUGCGCCAGCCACACGCACUGCCCCUCCCAGCGAGUCCUCUCCAGUCGCUUCUCUCUCCCACGCCAGACACCGGUCCCCCACCCAUUCCCACGACUGCGACUCAAUCACACUCGCAACUGCCUCCACCACACCAAGCAGCCCAGCCACCAACCUCAUUCGCUUGGCUUCUUCCUCCUCAGCUUUCUCCUCAGCAGUCGCCUUUACCUCUGACUCUCAGCGCUCUGGCAGCCCAGCCCUUGCCCGCUCCUCCUCCCUGCCUCCGUCGGCGCUCUGUGUGUGUGUGUCCUCGCUGGAUUUCCCUGUGGCGGUGCUGCGGGGGGUGGUGGGGCAGCAGGCGGUGCUGGUGGUGGACGACAACGUGGUGAACCGCAUGGUGGCCAAGAGAACGCUGCUGGGGCUGGGGGCGCGCGUGCUCAUGGUGGACAGCGGCGCGCACGCGCUGGAUGCGCUGUGCCCGCAGAUGGCCGCCGCCAGGGGGCAGGGGCAGGGGGAGGCAGUGCGUGCCGUGUCGCUCGUGCUGCUGGACCUUCAAAUGCCUGACAUGGACGGGUACGAGACGGCGCGGCGCAUCCGAGCCAUGGAGGCGGAGGGCAGCGCGGGGAUGAAGCAAGCCAGGCCCUGCUGUGUGCUGGCCCUCACAGCUGAUGUGGACGGCAAUGUACGGUGGGCGUGUGCUCAGGCCGGCAUGGAUGGGGUCCUCGCCAAACCCAUCGUGCUGCGGGACCUCUUGAUAGCUCUAAAAGAAGCUGGAUACUGCAGUAACUGAACAUGAGAUCCGGUUUCUGUAAAUAUCUGUAACAAUUUUUGUUGUUGCUAAGUCUUUUGCUUCCCUCCUGCGACUAUGUUCAUAUCCUACAAUUAUAUAUAUAUAUAUAUACAUAAUAUAAUUUAACAACAUGC
Closterium sp. NIES-67 is the source of this 5044-nucleotide messenger RNA. The record is from the annotation of a GenBank genome assembly. NCBI's taxonomy places the organism in Eukaryota, Viridiplantae, Streptophyta, Zygnematophyceae, Desmidiales, Closteriaceae.